AGGCCAGGGAGAACGCCAUUUUACGUGCGGAGUGCAGAGGUGUCGUGCGGGCGAGCAAUUUCUUCUCCCCAAGUCCCCGUCAAGUCGCAAAAAUUUACUCCAACAACCAAUACCCACGCUCGAUGGCGGAGCUGCAGGCCACCUCCGUGUCCCAGGAUGCCAUUACGGUGGCGCAGCUGGAAUUAGGAGGAAAUCCAAAUGCCAUGGCUCUUCGUCGGCCGUUCGAUCCUGUGGCUCAUGACUUGGACGCUUCGUUCCGUCUGACACGUUUUGCUGACCUAAAAGGAUGAGGGUGUAAGGUCCCUCAGGAGGUUCUUGGGAAACUCCUCGAGGGACUGCAGCAAGACGAAAACAAUGCCCAGGACGAACAUGCCCACUUUAUGCAUAUGGCUAUACCGCGAAUUGGCAUUGGUAUGGAUUCCUCCGUAGUUCCACUGCGUCAUGGUGGGCUAUCUCUGGUCCAGACCACUGAUUUCUUCUACCCCCUUGUAGACGACCCAUACAUGAUGGGUAAAAUUGCAUGUGCAAAUGUGCUAAGUGACCUGUAUGCUAUGGGGGUGGUCGACUGUGACAACAUGCUCAUGCUGCUGGGGGUGUCAACAAAGAUGACAGAGAAAGAGAGAGAUGUUGUGGUUCCACUUAUUAUGAGAGGUUUCAAGGAUUCUGCAUUAGAAGCAGGCACAUCAGUUACUGGUGGGCAAACAGUAGUUAAUCCAUGGUGUACAAUUGGUGGAGUGGCCUCAACAGUCUGUCAACCAAACGAGUAUAUUGUCCCUGAUAAUGCUGUUGUCGGAGAUGUGCUCGUUCUCACCAAACCCUUAGGAACUCAAGUUGCAGUCAAUGCACAUCAAUGGCUGGAUCUACCAGAGCGGUGGAAUAGAAUAAAACUUGUGGUGUCUGAGGAUGAUGUUAGGAAAGCAUACCAGAGAGCAAUGGAUUCAAUGGCCAGGCUAAACAGAAUUGCUGCUCGCUUGAUGCACAAAUAUAAUGCUCAUGGAGCAACAGAUGUAACUGGAUUUGGUUUACUCGGCCAUGCUCAGAACUUAGCAAAACAUCAAAAGAAUGAAGUCUCAUUUGUUAUCCACAAUCUACCAGUCAUUGCUAAAAUGGCUGCUGUUGCUAAGGCAUGUGGCAACAUGUUCCAGUUAUUACAAGGACACUCCGCAGAGACCUCUGGAGGGCUGCUUAUCUGUUUACCAAGAGAGCAGGCUGCUGCGUAUUGCAAGGACAUUGAGAAGCAGGAAGGGUACCAAGCUUGGAUUAUUGGCAUUGUUGAGAAAGGAAAUCGCACUGCACGUAUUAUUGAUAAACCUAGGGUAAUAGAAGUCCCAGCCAAGGAGAAGGAUGGAGAGCUUUGGUAGUUGUAGUGAUGUUCCCACCAUGAUCUUUCGUGCUAGCAGUUUCUAUCAUUUGAGCUUUGGCAGCAAUUUUACCAUUAAUGACUUUGUUUCUUCCAUUCCUGAAUCAGUAAGUUCAAAGCAUAUCCUUCACUUCUUGUUUGGCAAGGAACUGAUCUACUUGAGCCAUUAUAGACAACUGCUGGCAAUUCCCCUCACCAUUUAUUGUCGAUAUAAUGCAUAGUAUUUUGAUACAUCUAUUAAACUUGUUGUUUUUCUCAUUGCAAUUGCACAAACUGUUGCAACUGCAAGAAUUAUUGCCACAUCUGUGACUUUUAUAAUUUAAGAAUGAAUUAAUUUGCCCUAAUUUUUUUAAGUUGCCAUCUGGCAAAAUGGUUCCAACCAAUUCAGGCAAAGACAAAAUUGGCUUGAUUGAAUAAUUUUACAUUUUAAGUAUCCUUAGUUUCUCCUUUGAGCUGCUUUUGUAUAAUUGCACAACUCAUUUCUGCUAUUUUAACAUUUUCUUAUUAAAAAUAAUCGUCUUUAGAACGUGUCACAUUAUGCUGUUGCUCUGAAGCACAUUCCUGUCUUUUUUUUGUACUUUCUGAUUUUUGUGCCAUACUGGCUACUUUUAGGCCACUGUAAUGUUGACCAUGUAGAGUGUUACUUGGCCCCAACAUCGUGUGCUUCAAUUUGAUCAUCUUUUUCUGUAUUUGAAUGUUUAAUUGGUGUUCCUGUUGCUGUAUGACUUAGGUUAGUCAAAGUUGGGCAUCCAAAUCCUAUCCUGAAGAGCUUUUCAAUGGGGGCUUCCAUUAAAUAUUCCUAUUCAGAAAGUAAUAAAGGCUAAAAUGUUUCCCAUCA
Molecule: messenger RNA, 2198 nt
Organism: Frankliniella occidentalis (western flower thrips)
Lineage: Eukaryota; Metazoa; Arthropoda; Insecta; Thysanoptera; Thripidae
Gene: Sps1
Product: inactive selenide, water dikinase-like protein
Exons: 7
Biological process (GO): L-selenocysteine biosynthetic process
Cellular component (GO): cytoplasm
Molecular function (GO): selenide, water dikinase activity; ATP binding
Source: RefSeq, a predicted model, not a curated record